This is a messenger RNA of Brassica oleracea var. oleracea, 581 nucleotides long. RefSeq lists its product as uncharacterized. The transcript has 2 exons. The record is from RefSeq and is a predicted model, not a curated record. NCBI's taxonomy places the organism in Eukaryota, Viridiplantae, Streptophyta, Magnoliopsida, Brassicales, Brassicaceae. The coding region runs from base 99 to 467 and encodes 122 amino acids.
CCUCUUUUGUAUAUUUCACACAUUCUCCUUCGUCUUCCACUUCAUCUCUCUCUUUUUUCAUUUUUCUGUAAACAUUUUUAAUUCCUGAGAUAGAGAAAAUGACUAAAAUCUCUGUUGGAUUGCAACUUGUGACAACAGAUUCAAAAGAAAAGCUAAGCAACAUAGUGAUCAAAUCUUCACUAAGACCAAACCGAUCCAAUCCAAACAUCUCGGAGCGCUGUUUCCUCAAAACAUGUCACCUCUGUAUGAAGCAGCUCCAUCAAGACGAAGAUGUUUACAUGUACAGAGGAGACUUGGGAUUUUGUAGCAGAGAGUGUAGAGAAAGUCAGAUUUUGAUCGAUGAGAAGAAAGAACUAGAGGCGUCCACAAAGAUGAUGUUGGCAGCUUACAGACGCUGUAACUCCGGCGAGAACCGGAAUUUGUUGAAUGAUCUACGGCGGCGACGCCAGCUAUUUAUAGUUCCUUAAAUCGAUUACAUACUUCACUAAUUAGUAAUUAUUGUUUUUUUGUUUGUUCAAACACUAUAAUUGUUGCAGAUAUGUAGUUAUAUACAAGAGAUAUGUUAUAUUACAAAUGUAAAU